AUGGCUGAUGAAAUAGAAGUUCCUCUAACGUUUAGUGAGCGAAUAGCAAAAUAUGCAGAAGCUGAUAAGCCAUUAAGAAAUCCAGAUUCACCAGAAUGGUUCAAUAAGGAAACAAACGAAAUGUAUAAGAAAACGUUUUUUUGGGCAGCACCAUACGAUGCACGUUUUCCACAGAUUCGUAAACAGCGUCAAUGUUUCACGUAUUAUGUUGAUUUUCAUCGUUGUAAAGAACUUAUGGGUGACGAUUAUAAACCAUGCAAAUUUUUCGAAAAUGUUUAUAGAGAUAUUUGUCCUCGAUCAUGGAUUGCACAGUGGAAUGAAUUAGUUGAAGAAGGACGUUUUCCAGCGAAAUUUGAUCGUAUGUCAACAAUUGAUGAGGAGGAAUUGAAACGUCGUGAAUCAUAUCUCCGAGCUUGUAACCGUCCAUAUAAUCUAGUUGAUCCGUUUACCUGGUCGUAUCCGGCAAAAACGGCCACUUUUACAUUUUUUGGCCUUUUCUCACUUCAUUGUUUUUACGCAGCUUGGUCAAGGAAACCAGUCUAUUUUGCUGGCGGUGCUCGUUUUUUGACGGCAAUUGCUCUAUCAGCUUUCGGUUACGGUUUAGCAGUUCUCCGAGAAUAUCAUAAUAAAACGCGAGACGCAGUAACAGAACAUUAUAUAUCGCUUCAUCCGGACGAUUUCGGUCGCGUUCUAGAUCAUUACGGUCGACCAUAUUCGCAAUUACUUUUACCUUGGAUCCCUCGACGUACUCAAUACAGGCGAUACGAUUAG
Molecule: messenger RNA, 771 nt
Organism: Dracunculus medinensis (Guinea worm)
Lineage: Eukaryota; Metazoa; Nematoda; Chromadorea; Rhabditida; Dracunculidae
Source: the annotation of a GenBank genome assembly